This is a messenger RNA of Nasonia vitripennis (jewel wasp), 1752 nucleotides long. RefSeq lists its product as uncharacterized. Lineage: Eukaryota; Metazoa; Arthropoda; Insecta; Hymenoptera; Pteromalidae. Bases 319 to 1533 code for a protein of 404 amino acids. The transcript is spliced from 8 exons. The record is from RefSeq and is a predicted model, not a curated record.
CUCGGCGCUACUACUGCUCGCUCCUACAUACGUACAGGUAUACAUACGUACAUGUGCGAUUCAGUCGCGGGGCUGCGUGUAUAUGCAUGCAUCGAGAGCCGCGAGUCGAUAAGACACUUAGAGGCUCGCGAUCGGUCUUCCGCGCGCAGUUCGAGACUCGUCGCGUUUAGGCUCGCUCGUCGCUCUGCUGCUGCGUCUCGGAGCUUUUGAAUUUUCCGCCGCCAAUUCGAAUCAGCUGAAGAGUAUUACUGCGCUGGUGUGCAGUGUUCUGUCGCGGUUGAGAUUGAGGCUUUGCAAAGUUAUCGUACCUCCUUCGCAAUGACCACGAUAGUGGAGGUGCCGCGCGAGAACCUGGCCCCGCAAGACCUGGGCAGGCGAAAUGCCGUGCCGAUCAUUUACACGAGGGGUACGCACUACGACAUUGGAUUCGACAUCGGAAGGACAUUCGGGAAGCUGAUCCGCGAUUAUGUGGAACGUUACAAGCCUCUGAAUGAGGCGUAUCUGUCGCUUUACGAGACGAUCGAGGGACGACGAGUCUAUGACGAGACGCUUGCCUGCGUCAAGGAACAGUACCCGCAGUACGUAAGGGAGAUCGAAGGCACGGCUGAUGGAUCUGGUGUGCCCUUUUACAAGCUAUUCCUGAUGCACUUGGACGAUAUCGUGCCUAAUGCGGCGGCAGACGGUGCGCAAGGAAACACACAGCCCGUCGGCUGCUCUUCCAUUAUCUGCAAUCAUCCGGGACAGGAAAUUUUGGGUCACAAUGAAGACGCCCUCACCGAAACCAUGAACCACUGGUACCUAGUAGACGCUCACGUCGUCGAACCUGGACUACAGGAGGAAAAAUUCUGUUCCCUGAGCUACGCAGGAUUUUUACCGGGUUACACAAUGGGCUACAAUCAUCACGGACUCGUCUACAGUAUUAACACCCUCAGCGCGAGAACUCUACGCUCUGGGAAAACGCCAAGGUACUUCAUAACCCGAGCUCUGCUGGGUGUUGAAAACUUCGUAAAAGCGCAAGAGACGUUGCGCAACGAAGGUUACGGCGCUGCGGAAGGUUUCUCUGUCAACAUGACCUUUUUGAAACAAGAGGGCGACAGGAUGUUCCACAACGCAGAAGUCGGACCUGUAGAGACUGGGGAUACUCGGUCCCAGUUGUGUAUCAUGACUGCCAGUCCUGGCGAGAAUCUAUUUCACUGUAACAAAUACAUGCGAUUGAAGGUUCCGGAGGUCGAAGGUCUUAUUAUUGACAGCAGUAUUCACAGGAUGGCAGCGAUAAACAGGCAUCCGCCACCUAAGACUCGACAAGAGGUGAUAGACAUCCUCAGUGAUCAGACUGAUGACGACUUCAGAGUUUAUCAGGACAUUCGCCCUGAGGAUUUUGUAAAAACCAUUGCCACUGGAAUUUUCGACUGCGUAGCGAGAACUUGGUCGAUUUAUACAGACAAACCGAACUGCAACGAGCCUAUAGUCGUUCUACCACUUCGGUUCAAAGAUAACGAACCUCAAUGCUGCAGAAUGAAGAGUGCAUCGUGAAAGACUUGGCAUUUUCUCUACUCACAAUAUUUAAUGUUAGGCUACCUUCAUACUUUGAUGAGAAGUAUUUUUCAAAUAUCACUUGCGAAAUUUCGAAGAGACAAGUGCCUUAGAUUUCAUGACUAUAUUCGUAGUUAAUACCUUAACAAGAGAUUAUUUAAAUCUAAAGAAUAUAUUUUGUUUUCUAAAAAAAGAAAUUAAAAAAAUUUAUUACGAAAA